Messenger RNA from Hibiscus syriacus, 1500 nucleotides. Its product is annotated as protein HLB1-like. Lineage: Eukaryota; Viridiplantae; Streptophyta; Magnoliopsida; Malvales; Malvaceae. Bases 85 to 1500 code for a protein of 471 amino acids. The record is from RefSeq and is a predicted model, not a curated record. Gene Ontology annotation, molecular function: protein binding. The transcript is spliced from 14 exons.
UGCUUCACUGCAUUGUUUCUUCACUCUCAAUUGAUCUUCUUCCAUUCCGUUUUGGCAUUGCACUCAAAUCGCUCCUUCAGCGCAAUGGCAGAAACGUCUCAGGUAUCUGAAUCCAAACCGGAACUGAAAAAAGGUACGGAUCCGAAGACAUUGACAGUCAGAGCGAGCUCGAUCCGAUUGAAUGAGGCAGGCAAACCAGAAUCUACCUCCUACAUUGCUCGUCCGGAGGUGCUUAAAGAAGAAGGCAACCGAACUUCGACGAUCAGACGGUUGAGUGAUUUGAAAAGCGACGACGACGAUAAUGCAGCCUCUCCUCGUAAUAGUCAAGAAAGUACCCAGCCACAAAACAAUGCUGUGCUUGAGUUGAUCAAUAGUGUCACCGGUGCUGAUGAGGAGGGCCGGUCCCGUCAAAGGGUUCUUGUAUAUGCUGCCAGAAGGUAUGCUAAUGCACUAGAGAGAAACCCAGAAGAUUAUGAUGCUCUCUAUAAUUGGGCAUUGGUUCUUCAGGAAAGUGCAGACAAUGUUAGUCCAGAUUCUACUACACCUUCUAAAGAUUCUUUGCUAGAGGAGGCCUGUAACAAGUAUGAGGAGGCAACUCGUCUUUGCCCUACAUUUCAUGAUGCUUUCUACAACUGGGCAAUAGCAAUAUCUGAUCGAGCAAAAAUGCGUGGUCGGACCAAGCAGGCUGAAGAACUAUGGCAGCAGGCAACAAAAAACUAUGAAAAAGCUGUCAAACUCAACUGGAACAGCCCCCAGGCGCUAAACAAUUGGGGACUUGCUCUUCAGGAACUCAGUACCAUUGUUCCCGCACGAGAGAAGCAAAAAAUUGUGAGGGCUGCAAUUAGUAAGUUUCGCGCUGCAAUACAGCUGCAAUUCGAUUUCCAUCGAGCUAUAUACAACCUUGGAACUGUUUUGUAUGGACUAGCUGAGGAUACCACCGGAACUGGAGGCUCAACAAAUCCAAAAGAGGUUUCCUCAAAUGAACUGUAUAGCCAAUCUGCUAUCUAUAUAACAGCUGCUCAUGCGUUGAAACAGAAUUACUCAGUUUACAGCAGUGCCUUGAAACUUGUUCGUUCAAUGCUACCGUUGCCCCAUCUUAAAGAUGGGUAUCUGACUGCACCACCAAUUGGAAACACAACUGCACCUCACUGUGAUUGGAAGAGAACAGAGUUCUUUCUGGAUCACGAAGCACUUCAACAGGCCACCAAAGUGGAGGAGAAACAAGUUUCCCGAAGCCUCUCCGGAAGAAUUGCAGAAGUAGUAAAUGAAGAGAAAACGAGUAUCAGAAUUGAGAUUCCAGAUAUUGUGUCUGUAUCAGCAUGUGCUGAUCUGACUCUACCACCAGGAGCAGGCCUCUGCAUUGAUACUACUAUGGGUCCAGUUUUCCUGGUUGCCGACUCGUGGGAAUCUCUAGGGGGGUGGCUUGAUGCCAUACGCUUAGUUUACACAAUUUAUGCACGAGGUAAGACCGAUGUUCUUGCCGGAAUCAUUUCAUGUUAA